This is a messenger RNA of Drosophila ficusphila, 2037 nucleotides long. RefSeq lists its product as uncharacterized. The coding region runs from base 68 to 1864 and encodes 598 amino acids. The transcript is spliced from 2 exons. The record is from RefSeq and is a predicted model, not a curated record. Lineage: Eukaryota; Metazoa; Arthropoda; Insecta; Diptera; Drosophilidae.
UCUAAAUCCCAGUGAAUUUUUAUUCCUUUACUAUUUUUUUUUAUUCUAUAGAAUUCCAGCUUAGACAAUGUUGGCCAAUGAUGUGGAUGUUACCAAUUCAGAUGGGCAAAGUGAGGCGAAUGCAGUCGACAAUGCCCACGAAUUCGAUACCUCGAAAUGCAGUUGCAACUCCCCAGAUCUACAAACUAUUGAUCUAUCAGAACAACUAGAAGUAAAAAUCUCUUCCACAAUUACUUCUGAAGAGACCUUUAAAGAAGACUGCAACUUGCCCAGUUUGCCAAUGGAAACACUUUUGUCGCCUUUAAAUAUUAUCGAUCGAUUAAAAAGGGAGACUGAGGUAAAGGACUUUUUACCAUUUAAGUGUGGAGUGGGAGAACUUUCUUUUUUUGGCAAUCAAGAGCAAUCUUUGUGCGAAAAGCCGGAUUUUUCUGAAGAGAAGAAAGUGCCUAUGCCAUACUUUAUUCCUGAAUUGGAGAUGGCGUGUGCCAAUGAUGAGAAAAUAAAUGAUAUAAAUUCAUCUGAAAUUAAACAGACAAUUGAGGCGAAGAUCGAACUACCAGAAAUUCAACCUAUCAACGAACCAGUUUCACCAGAAAUCAAAGAAACAACAUUGUUUCGGAUUGAAGAACCAAAACUUGCUAAGAUAGAAGAACCAAAUUUACAAGAAAUCAAAGAAAUAAAUGAAUCUAGAACAGAGAAAUCUACUCUACUAGGGAUAAAUGAAGCAGAAGAAAAGCAUCAACAUAACGAAAUAAUUCACGAAGAAACUGGAAAAGAAAUUUCUACAGUUCUUCAACCAAAAUCAACGGGAAUCCUAGCUCCUUUAACUUUGCAGAUCGAAGAGCUGAUGGCUCCAUUUGUGGAAAUAGCAAAGCCAGUAAAUAAAUUGGGUUUCAUUAGUUCCCUCUUGGCAAGCAGAUCAACUUGGAAACCCAAUGUUAGGACAUCUUUUGGUGAUAGAGUUUCGAUAAGGAAAAAUAACCGAUCCAGGGAAAGAAUUCAACAGGAAGCUUCAAAAUCACUCAGGGCUCUUAUUUUAAGUUUAAAUAUGCUCAAAAGAUUGGAGGCAUCUUCACAUGAGAACUCAUAUAAAAGCCGAAUAAACAGAUUUGAGAAAAUGCGCAACUCAUUAACCUUUUCAAGAGUGUUUAGGCAGAAUAUUUUCCAGCUCACUUCGGCUGCAGAAAGUAGCAAGAAUAAAAUUGAAGAAAAGUCGUUGGCUUGUGAACCUGUAAUAAUGAGACCAAACAUAAAUGAAGAAUUACUUCCUGUAUUAUACAGAGAAGAUGCGAGUGAAGGAUUGAAUUGCAAUGGAUUAAAUAUAAGCAAGGAUUCUGUUUUUAGUGAUGUUUACGAAACCGAUGACUCGGAAAUCCAGAAGAAGUUGUGUGUGAAGAAAUCUCUGACAGAAGUACACAAUUUACCAAAAAGAAUUGACAAUUUGGCGGAAAUUCAGAGAAACGGAAGAGUUAUGUUCAGCCAGUGCGUAAGGGUUUUCUGUUUCAACAAAUUGAAGGAGUGGAAACGGCAAGGUAAAGUUAAAGGUUCCAACGAGACUCCUUACCGCUCCCCAUCCUUCUCAGGCGAGGGUCAAAUCGAGAUCAUGGAACACCUUGGACUGUACUAUAUAAUACUCCAUGACAAGGUCACCGGUGAACUGAUCAUCCUGAUGCGAGUGGACGAGAAGUGGCGCAUCGACUAUAUGUCCCAAAGUUCGUACAGCUGCCGCUGGACGAACAUCAAUUACGCAUGCUGUCGCGAGGGAAUCCUGGAGAGGAUCGCCUGCUCCUUCCGGGAGCCCAGCCACGCUGCCGAGUUCGUCGCCAGGAUCCGGAAUAGUGCGAUCCAAUCCCGCAUCGAGUAGAGUUCCUUGUUUUGACUUUUUUGUUUUUCCAGCCUUCGAGUUGAUUUCCCAGUGAAAUCUUGGUGUUUCUUUCGUUCGAGGACGUGCUACAAGCCGAUCUAUAAAUUAUGGUGGUGUCUUUCAAUAUAUUUUGUAUAAAUUGUGGUUUAAUUAUUAAAAAUUCUAGAAGAGAA